Molecule: messenger RNA, 1152 nt
Organism: Pseudocercospora fijiensis CIRAD86
Lineage: Eukaryota; Fungi; Ascomycota; Dothideomycetes; Mycosphaerellales; Mycosphaerellaceae
Exons: 2
Coding region: 1-1152 (383 amino acids)
Cellular component (GO): mitochondrion
Molecular function (GO): protein-containing complex binding
Source: RefSeq, a predicted model, not a curated record
AUGCCUCUUCAACGCCACCUUGUCCGCCCCUCGACCUCCCUCCGACUCGCGAAGACUGCCGCAGCACCGACCCAAUCCCAAUGCCGCCGACACAUCCAGGACAUUGCCAUCACGCGCACUGGCAAGCCAAUCAUUCGGACUCCUGGUGGCAGGAGUAGUCUCGGUGGCCACACUGUGACUGUCUUCGGUGCUACGGGUUUCUUGGGUCGCUACAUCGUCAACCGCAUGGCGAGAGCAGGAAACACUGUCGUGAUUCCAUUCAGAGAAGAGAUGGCCAAACGACAUCUGAAGGUAACUGGCGACCUGGGCAGAGUGGUAAUGAUUGAGUACGAUCUAAGAAAUACUGGUUCAAUUGAGGAGUCUGUACGCCAUUCAGACAUUGUUUUCAACCUGGUCGGCCGCGACUACCCUACCAAGAACUUCGACCUGGAGGAUGUGCAUGUCGAAGGUACCCAUCGAAUCGCCUCAGCUGUCGCGAAAUACGAUGUCGACCGCUUCAUUCACCUCUCAUCACACUCCGUACACCCAGAGUCACCCUCGGAAUUCUUCCGGACCAAGUGGAGAGGAGAGCAGGUUGCGAGAGAAAUCUUCCCAGAGACUACAAUCGUGCGGCCCGCACCCAUCUUCGGCUUCGAAGACCGGCUGCUUCACAGGCUGGCUCGCGCCACCAAUGUCCUGACUGCGAAUAACCUCCAAGAGCGCUUUUGGCCCGUCCACUCCAUCGAUGUUGGCAAGGCACUGGAGGCCAUUGCUAUGGACGAUAGCACUGCAGGUCAGACCUUCGAGCUUUAUGGACCGAAGGAAUACAGCAUGAAGGAAAUUUCGGAGCUUGUCGACCGAGAAAUGAUCAAGAAGAGACGGCAUAUCAAUUUGCCAAAAGCUGUUCUCAGGCCUUUAUUCGGUGUCUUGAACAAGGUAUUAUGGUGGCCAGUGGGCAGUGCUGAUGAGGUCGAGCGGGAAUAUCUCGACCAAUUUAUCGACAAGAACGCCAAGACGUUCAAGGAUCUUGACAUUGAGCCGGGCGACGUCGCUAACUUCACAUACAAGUAUUUGCAACACUACCGAAGCUCAUCAUACUACGACCUGCCACCCAUGACUGAGAAGGAAAAGCGAGAGGAAAAGAAGUACUUGCACGUUCUCGACGACCAGUAA